Messenger RNA from Colletotrichum godetiae, 720 nucleotides. RefSeq lists its product as uncharacterized. The transcript is spliced from 2 exons. The record is from RefSeq and is a predicted model, not a curated record. Bases 93 to 527 code for a protein of 144 amino acids. Lineage: Eukaryota; Fungi; Ascomycota; Sordariomycetes; Glomerellales; Glomerellaceae.
AUUUGUGCUCAGUUUUUUGCUGGCAGCAGUGGUAGUGAUAGCCGCUGUCGGUGGUGGUGUUGGGGGUUCACUAGCAGUCCAAAAACGAUGCGAUGUCUUCCGUAGCAUCGCCUACUACAGUUGUCACGACCACAGUCACUGCGCUGGUGCCUGCAUCGACGGACAGCGAUAGCCCGAUAGUAGUCCCAACCCAAGGAAAAAUCCAGCUUCCCUGCCCAGCCAUGGAGGGUGAAACGAGAACAAUACAACUCUCCGACGGUACUGCCCAAUUUGCCAUGCAUUGUGGCAUGAGCUUCGGGUCGAAGGGGGCUCUAGACAUCCUUGCAGUUGUAGUCUACUCGUACUUGGACUGCCUCAGGGCUUGUGCAUCAUAUAAUCGCAACUCAGGGUCGAAAACAUGCGUCGCGGCGACUUUUAAUGCGAAUCUGGGAAAUGUCGGCCCAAACAAUGGGAAUUGUUGGCUCAAAAACGCGACUAGUCCCCGGUCUAUUUCUGACAACUCUGCUGUGGGCGGCAUCCUGGAUUGAGCAUCUAGUCCCCUUCUCUCGUGAAUAUUAUGAUCACUGCAUCUGGGCGGUGAGACACUGCUUCUAGUUAGACCAAUUGUACUUAUUCAGGAGGCGGAACUGCCAUAACAUGUAUAAUCAACGAGCAUCAGUUGAGUUUGAUGCCAUAGAGUCGAUAGCCUUUAGAGUCUCAGUCAAGCAUCUCUGAUCCUCU